AUGGUUGAUCCGGGUGGCCAAGAGAGUGCGCGUGACAAUAGAGUGUUACAACGAACUAAAACUAUAGCUUUGGUAGCUCGGGAAAGCACUGUUACUCGAAUUAACUCAAUCGCCGAGCUGGCAAAAAAGGUCGAUAAAUCCCCGGAUUUAAUUCCGCAGUUUUUAGCAGCUGCUGAGGAUCUUGACUCGCUGUGGGACACCUUUGUUAGUCAGAACGCGGCUGUACUAGAAGCUCUACUGGAUCUAGAUGAAUCGCAUACGUACUCUACUUCACUCGAGGCCUAA
Macrosiphum euphorbiae (potato aphid) is the source of this 285-nucleotide messenger RNA. Lineage: Eukaryota; Metazoa; Arthropoda; Insecta; Hemiptera; Aphididae. The record is from the annotation of a GenBank genome assembly.